GCUGGUAUCGGGGAAGUCAAGGAUAUGGCCUCGGCUAUCGUCACACUCUCACUCCCAAAAGAUAAAGCGAAGGAGAUCCAUGGCUAGGGUUCGAAGCUACUGCGUCCCAUCGAAGCAGGCUGCCUUGAUCUGGAUCUCCUCCGCCCUCCUCUUCUUUCUUACGUUUCGAGCUGCCAUGAAGAAUUCCUCCUUUCCCAAUUCCGAUUCCCCUGCAUCGAUCGCGGAUCAGCGGUCGCGAUUGUACGAUAAGAUGGCGCGGGAUUUAGGUGAGAACGGCGCGGCCUUCCUUAAAGGUGGAGGGACUUCGCAAAGUCUUUCUCUUUCUGAUAUUUUUGUUCUGAAGGAUGGCGCAGUCACUCCUGUACUUAAGGCUGCCAAUCCUCCAGUUCGAGCAAACGUGCUUUACCUGAGCCCGGAAUUUGCGACGCCUAUCUCACAGGCUGUUAGAGAGAUCUUUCUUCCCUAUUUUGAUGGAGUAAUCUGGUUUCAAAAUGCAAGUCUACAUCACUUCAGUAUGUUCCAUGCCUCCCAUCAUAUAACACCUGUUGUCGCAACUGAAAAUGAGAUUGAAGCUGAAGCAAGUGCUAUUAAAGGCGUUGCAGAGGUUCUUUGCCCCCUGAAGAUUGUCUUGGAUAGGGUGGUGCUGACAUCAACUGGUGUGCUUCUAGGAUGUUGGCAGGUCCUCUCUGGUUCAGAUCCUACGGUGAUCCGUGCAAAAUUAAGGAAUGCCCUUCCUCAUGCACCUGAAAAGCAACUGUAUGACCCUGUUUUGCUUCACACUUCCUUUGCAAGACUUCUAGGACACCCAAAAGUUCAAAUCAAGGAGGUGAAGAAACCAUUUGAUCUACUACAGUUCUUUGAUGAGCUGGUUGCACAAGUUAACGAUAAACUUCGUGGUUUUGAGGCAACUGUAUCAGAGCUCUGGUUUGUAGAAGAAUAUGAUGUCCUAGCGCUUGCAUUGAAUGGAAGAAUCAAGACAAGGAGAUUCCAUCUUGGCUGCCAAGGAAAUUAGAACCUUGAAAGUAGAAAUAUGAUUUUUGAAUAAGAAAUCUUUGUGUGUUAGAAUAUUGAUAUGGCAAUCAUAUGGUUAGGCAACCCUCUCGUGAAACUACAAUAGGCUUAAAGCAGUACAACAUUAGGACGGACCUCAUGCAGAUGGUGCUUCUACAAACAAGAUUCUAGGUGGAUAUGCAUGGAUUAGGGCAGUAUUUUUCAAGUUGCAUUCUGUUAUAACCUUUGCUCUUCGUACCAUGGAGAUAAACAUGUGUGAAAAAUUGUAUUUUAUAUGUAAUUAUUGGAUGCACAAGCUGUUGACCCAUACUAAUUGCAUAUCAUCAAGGCUAUGUAAAGGAUAGAAACUUGUCCAUAAUGUCUUCUUUGAGCAAGCCUUAUGGGGUGCUGCCAAACUGCAUAGUUGCUUUCUUUCUCAAUGAUUGGGUGUAUUCCAGAAGAAAAUUAUUCAGUUCCCAAUUGCAAAGGGCUGAUGGGAGCUCCCAGUUCUUAUUA
Elaeis guineensis (African oil palm) is the source of this 1506-nucleotide messenger RNA. RefSeq lists its product as uncharacterized. NCBI's taxonomy places the organism in Eukaryota, Viridiplantae, Streptophyta, Magnoliopsida, Arecales, Arecaceae. The record is from RefSeq and is a predicted model, not a curated record.